CCCAAACCACCUUCUGCAACACUAAAACCUACUAUGCCCAAAACACCAUCUCAACCAACCCCUCCAGAAAAUAACUCAAAAGAAAGCAGUGCAAGAAAUAGUAGAGGAAGUUAUGUAGAUAUGAACAUCAGUGGCGGUAGUGCUGAAGAUAUCGGGCCUGACGUGGAUGCAGAAUACAUGGACAUGGACACAAGUGUGAAAGCGAACAGUGGGGAAAAUCUCUACCAGAACCAGGCUGACAGCACAGACAACUUGUACAUGAACCAGGAAGGUGAUCUGUACAAGAAUGAAACUGCUGGGGACAGGGAUGACACAUCAGAGAGUGAUGCAUAUGAAGAAAUGGGUGCUGCCUCUUCCAAAAGGGAGGAAAAACAAGAAAACAAGAUGAAGAAGAUCACUACUACUCCAUGCCUAAGGAAAGACCAGAGGAACAAGAUGUGAAGACUGACCACACGUAUGACUACGCAGACCCCCAGCAUACUGAUGACAGUAGUGACUAUGCUGAACCAGAGCCUUACGCGAACCCUACCAUCCCCAAAGUGGAUGACCACGAGUACCAUGAACCUGUAAUCCCUGCAGUUAAAAUGCCUCAAAAAGACAAGACGACUCACUACUAUUCCCCUGUUGCCGACGACAUAAAGACUGAAACAAAAACUGCUCCUAAGAAAACCAGACCACCAAGACCACCCCCUCCCAAGCCCACUACAAGCCCUUCUCCACUGAGACUAUCAGCUACACCCCCACCCAAGCCCCCCAGGUCACCAGGAUGUGUGGGCAUUCCUGAGGACCGCCCACCAGCGCCCCUGCCAAGAAAAGAUUCAGAAACUAUUAGCCCAGAGGAUGACCAGACGGUGGGCACUGACCAGGCCAGGCUAUCAGGUGUGAGUGAGGCCAGUUCCAACUCAGAAGAGUCUGGGUCAGCAGAGGCCAGGGAGGAGGCUGACAGCUCUGAGGAGGAGGAGGAAGACUCGUCUUCAGAUGAGGAGGAAGGGCAGGAUGAAGGGAGCAAGGCAGACAUACCGCCAGCACUGAAGGGGGACAAGGCUUUCUACAUUGCCCAUGAGAUCAUGUCAUCAGAAGAAGUGUUUGUGGAUGUUUUAAAGCUCUUGAAUGAGGACUUCAGAGCAGUAGUGGCUGCAGCAGGUGAGGCGUCGGGUCAGGCCAUAAUUGACGAGGCCAGCAUGACCCAGAUUCUGCUCUACCUUCCACAACUUCAGCAGUUCAACGAAAGUCUUCUCAAGGACUUCAAGGAUAGAGUGGCAAACUGGGAGCAGGAUCCACGUAUUGCAGAUGUGAUAGUGAAGAAGGGUCCGUACCUGAAGCUGUACACCACCUACAUCAAGGACUUUGAGAAGUCCACCUCUGCCCUGGACGAGGCCUGUAGACGUCUGCCCAAAUUUGCUGCAACUGUCAAGGAAUUCCAGAUGAGCCCCAGAUGUGCAAACCUGGCAGUGAAACACUACAUGCUGAAGCCCGUCCAGAGGAUCCCUCAGUACAAGCUGCUCCUGGAUGAUUAUCUCAAGCACUUGACAGAAGAGUCUCCUGACUACAAGGAUACAAAAGUGGCCUUAUCCAUAGUUAGUGAGGUAGCUGACCAUGCUAAUGAAGGCAUGAAACAAGGGGACAACUUUGAGAAGCUGCUCCGGAUCCAGCACAGCCUGAUUGGCCAGCAUGAGAUCGUCAAGCCAGGCAGGAAACUGCUGAAGGAAGGGAUGCUGAAGAAACUGUCCAGGAAGGAGAUGCAGCCAAGGAUGUUCUUUCUGAUGAGCGAUGCCCUACUGUACUGUACUCCCAUCCAAGGUGGAAUGUACAAACUGAACAACAUGCUGCAGCUGGCAGGCAUGAAGGUGAUGAAACCUGUGCAGGACUUCCUCAAUGAGCUCAGCAUCAUCAGUGUGCAGAGGUCCUUCACUCUAUCAGCUAGCUCUCCUGAGGAGAGAGAUGAUUGGAUGCAGGCCCUGACUGAUGCCAUCCGAGACAACGCUGCCAAGAGGAGCACCUUUGAUGAGUUUGUGAGACAUGUAGAUGCUGUGCCCGGAGACAAGUCCAACUCCCUGGUGCUGGGGUACAAGGCUCCAGUGUGGAUCCCUGACUCCAGGGUGACCAUGUGUAUGGGCUGUACCUGUGACUUUACUGUCACCUGGAGGAGACAUCACUGCAGGGCUUGUGGAAAGGUUGUCUGUGGCACCUGUUCAGCUAACCGGGCUCCGCUGCAGUACCUGGACUACAAGGCAGUCAGGGUCUGCGAAGAGUGCUACGAAACUCUCUCCAAAGAGUUUCAGGCUCAUGAUGACGGAAGCAGUGCAGCUGGCAGUCCUGAGAAAACAAGUGCAGACAAGCAGAGGGGAGGGUUUAGGUUGAGUCGAGCAACAAUCCAAGCCCGCUUCAAGAGCUUCAAGAAAACAGCAAGAAAAGCAAAGAAGUCCAUCCCAUCUGUGUUGAAAGAGGUGACAGCCAACAAUGUGAACUCAGACAUGAGUGGUUACCUGCAGAGGAAGACAAAGCGUGAGGGCUGGAGGAAGCUGUGGUUUGUGCUGAAAGACAAGGUCCUGUACACCUACAAGGCCAGCGAGGACGUGGCUGCGCUAGAGAGCCUUCCUCUCCUGGGCUUCACCGUCACCACAUUCACAGAGGCCCAAGAAGACACCCCCCCAGACCAGAUCUUCAAGUUGGCCCACCAGGGUCGUCCUGAUGUCUACUUCCGCACUGAUGACAAGGCAGCCAGUAAGAAGUGGGUGGCUGCCAUGAUGAAUGCUACUGUGUUGUAACACUCUACAGCAUUGAAAAUACAGAAAAGAUUAUUGUAAAAUGAUUUUAGCUUACCAUUA
Messenger RNA from Branchiostoma belcheri (Belcher's lancelet), 2828 nucleotides. RefSeq names its product FYVE, RhoGEF and PH domain-containing protein 6-like. Gene Ontology annotation, cellular component: cytoplasm. The transcript is spliced from 19 exons. Bases 408 to 2768 code for a protein of 786 amino acids. Gene Ontology annotation, molecular function: metal ion binding; guanyl-nucleotide exchange factor activity. NCBI's taxonomy places the organism in Eukaryota, Metazoa, Chordata, Leptocardii, Amphioxiformes, Branchiostomatidae. The record is from RefSeq and is a predicted model, not a curated record.